GUAGGAUGAAAGAAGAUGGAUGUUGCUGUUGCACGUGUGAGGUUGAGAAGGAAAAAAGAAUUUCGAAAUCAGUUUUGUUAGAACUGGUGCGUAAACGUUUUAAUAAAAUUAGUGGUUCUGUUUAUUGUGUUGAAGCUUCGAGUUAUGGAGUCUCUAGCUAUAAUACUGUCAGCUAUGGCAUGUGGAUCUGUGGUUUUCAUAACCGGCUUAAGCCUAUAUUUCAAAAUCAGGAACAAAUUUCCUAUCCGUGUGAACUGCUGGUUUUGCAAUAACAACACUGAUGUUCCAUAUAGAAACCGCAAUUGCUGGGAUUGCCCACAUUGUGACCAGUACAAUGGAUUUCUUCCAGACGGAAGCUACAAUAAGACAAUUCCAGCCCAGCAUGAUGAGUUGUUGAAUCAUCCAGUCCAUGCAAUCUCUCCUAGAAAACAGUCACUUUCUGAUGCAAAUGGAAAUGGCCUCUGUAGAAAGUGCAACAUAAACCAGGAGCUAAAAGUACAGCAGCUGGCUGUAUUUAUGCCUAUUAAUCCUGCACGUUAUGAUGAGGAAGUGGAUGAGUUCAGGCAUCAUUUGGAACGUGCUUACCGCCUUUGCUCUCCCUGUGAAGAGGUUCUUGAACAAACGCUACAUAAACAGAAGUCCAUGCUUCCUGAUUUUAGGUUGAAGCAAUUACAUAACACCUCACUGUACAGUAAAGGUUUUAUGUCUGUCUUGAAGAUGAAAUUGUUCCAGUUUUCAUGGAAUCCUGUGACCCGUUACUUCACUGCAGUGUUAGCUGCAUGGUUUGUUCUGGCUGCAUCAGUUCAUUUGAACAAAGGACAGUUUCCAUUUCCAUCUACAAUACAGAAUUCUUCUGUCUGGUCUACACUUGAAAAAGUAUCCCCACAGUUUGUCAGUCUCCUGCUGGUAACAUUGACGUAUGAGAUUCCUUUCACCGCUUUUGGUAUGGUGGCCCAGUUUGCAGCAUCCAGCCGAAAGAAACGCGGAAAGACGGGCAUAAUCUGUAUGUGCUUGUGGAUUCUUUUGCAUGUUCUGUCUUGGCUGAGGACAUGGAAGAAGCUAGAGAAGUACAUAAGUUUGCUGGAUUUUAGUAUUGCACAUGUUGCUGUUGCCUUCAUGACUCUGUGUGUGUGCACUCUUGAUGCCAUGAUGAUACGGAGAAGAUACACUGCAGUAAAACGCCACAAUAUCACAAGAAAAUAUAUUAGUCCCAGCAGCUCUACAGAAUCAUCCUAUAACUUGUCUAGUAUUUCUGAUGAGAGUCCCACAUCUGUAUCAGGAAACUGUCAACAGAAACAUCUGACCAGUACACUGUCAUCUCAUGAGGAUGAUGCCAAACUUCCUGAAGCCCGUGAUUUCUGUCCCAUUAAUGCCACUUCAUAUUCACUUCACGCUCCUCUCUCUUGUCAUAUUACAUCUGCUUCUGAAGAUGACAAAUCAGAGGACUUAGGCCGUGGACUUGGAAACUUAACUUUAGGUUCCUCAUCAUGUGAGAACUGGAUCAGUAAGAAAAAUGGUGUCAUUUCUUCAUUUGAGACCAAGGUAUAUGGACAGAAUAGGUGCAGUGAGCUGUUUAAUGGCAAUUUAAGAAAUCGAAAAAGACCCAUUAUCCGACCAUCUCAGCUCAGUUUGUUUAAGAAUGUUACACAGUCAUCAUGGGUUGCUGGAGGAUACUGGCAGUCUCUGGCUCACAGGCGGGACCUGCCAGUAUCAGGACCUGUAUCUCAGGAGAUUUCUGCUGCAACUGCUUUUGCUCCAUUAUCAAGAUCAUCCAGCCAGAGCUCAGGAUUUGUUUCUCAGUCAAGUCAGCGUGGUGUUUAUGAUGGUGCUACAAGCCUGCCGAAUUCUCACACUGGUUCCAUUUGUGGAGCAGACAUUGACAGUUUCUCAGCACUCUCAGAACCAAUUUCUUCACGUACCACAACUCCUGUUUGCUAUGCUGCAGCGAGGCCUGGUACAUUUAUUGAUGCUUCAUGUUAUGGAGGACCUCCAGUCAUUACGCACCAGGCCUACAGUGUGCUUCCUCAACUGCCUAUGUUCUUACCAAACUAUGGCUCUUUGCCACACCCACAGCCUGUACCUUGUUACUACCCCCCUCAGUCCCCCCGUCCCCUGAGUCCCAUCUGGAACCAAUCUGCAUUUUCAGUUGUACCUGUAAAGCAACCUCGGACACCAGCAGCUGAUGUUCUCAGUCAGUGUAGCAGCCAGGAUUUGAAUGAGAAUCAAGGUUCUUCAGCUAAAACUGUUGUAAAACGUGAAUGUGUGUGGAGACAGCGCACCUUUGUUUCAGCUGUGCGUGAAAAUUUGUUUCUAGCUAUUCUAUUUGCAGGCAGUCUUCUGUUUAAUGUGUUGAUUCUUGUAGGUGUCAUGUUGUGGAAUAGUAGCACAUUGCUGUCUGGGAUGCUGUCAUGAUGUUAAGUGAAGUGAUGUAAGCAGGAUUCUGAAUGGAUUUCUGGGAGUGUGAGGAUUGUCUGUGUUCCAGCAUGUAAUUAGCUAUAUGUUUGAAUAUUGUGUUUGUAAAUACCCCAGAGUUUCUUUUGAAGAAGUGGAUGUUUUACAUGCGCAUGCGCACAUGCACACACACAGAGUUUUAAUAAUUUUCAAAAGAUCAGGCACAUUGUUUUGUUACUGUGUGAAGUAAGAGCAGAAAUGGAAAGCAAACUUCUACAAUACAAAACAUUGUUAAAAUAAGAAUGUACUCUAUGUUUUAUGUCUCAGACACCAUUCACUUCCUAUAUUUGUAGCUAAGAGACUUAGAAGUUGUCAUGAUAAUUGUUCCUUUGUAUUUAUUAAUAAACAAGUGCAUAUGUUUGUUGAACAGAAAGACCCUUAUAAUUUCAUUGAGUUAACAGGUUUUUUUAAGUUAUAUUUUGAAUGCUUUUUGUUCUAUUAUUAUUUUAUUUUUCUGAUUGCUUUUGCUUGCCAUCUUCUCAUAUUGUAUUAUUAAGGAUUAAGGUCCCCAUUAUGCAAGAUGGACCUGAGAAGAUUAAAAUGCAUUUUGAUCUUUGUUUGCGAAAUAAUGUUUAGUUGAUGGAACUAAAGGAUUAGUGUGAAGAUUGGACACGUCAUAUGUAUUGAACAUAUUGUGGCAUGUAGACCCACUGCUAAGUGGUGACUGUAAACAACAACCAUUGCUAUGCAAUGGCACGAUAAAUAUGAUCCCAUUGGUAGGCAGUGAAGCUGAAGAAUCUCCACUUUUGGAAGCCAUUGCCAGGGAACGGCUGGUGAAGAAACAGCAAGCCGUAAAAGGCUUAGCAGGUGCUAUGGUGAUCUGUCAAUAGUGAAGAAUAGUGGUGGCGCUGUAAUUACUUUUACUUAAGAGUCAUGUGUAUAAGUGGCCAAUAAAUCUGAUUUCCAGUCCAAACCUCAUCUAUAGUCACACAUACACAUGACAAUAUUGUUAAGAAGCUAGCACAUUCAGAUUAUGAGCUUCUGCAGUGUGACACCAUGUAGUUUCAUAGAUAAUAUCAAUGUUUGUGGGUAACCAAACUACGUACAUGACAUCAUAUCCAUUUUCUACCCUGUAGAUAAUGGCAGCGGGUUUCUCUGAGGUGUUGUUAACGUUUACCAGGCUACAUGGUAUCACAUCCCAGAAGACAGUUAACAGUCACUGCCAUGAGAACCUCAGAUUUCACAGAUUUUAUAAUGUGUAGUUGAAAUGGAAAUUUGUGUGCAGAAAAUCUUAAUUGGGAAGUAAUAUGUGUGUGUGUGUGUAUUCAUGAAGACACACUGGUAACUUGCAUAUUAAACUGGUGUUAUCUAUUUUAUUUAAUUUAAGUUUAUCUGACGAUGCUGUCAGGAACUCAGACUAAAUAGCAUCAAAUGAUUAGAUGAUAGUGUAUAACGAAUUUGUAGAGGAUUUAAGACUCUAAUCAUGAAGUCAUCUGGAGGGACCGAGAAAAACCAUGAAAAACCUCAGCCAAGAGAGUUGAUGUCCUGGCUGAGAUUUAAACCAGGCCUAUCCCAAAUACGAAUUGGAAGCAGUACCGCUUGAGAAUUACUGGGUGCUUGGUCUUUGUCCAUUGCCUGAUAUUCUAAAGACUAGAGAACUCAGUGUUUCAUAAACUUGAUCUGUUUUUGUGUUCAGAUGGGUGAGAUACCGGGAGAUGGAAACAGAUCCAUUUUCCAAAAUGUUGUGUUCCCUAGUUCUUAAAAUACUGGGCGAUGGACAAAGUCCAAAAGCCCAGUAAUUAUAAGUGUUAUACACCAUUGUCAAAACCCUUCAGAAUAUAAUUACCACUUUAGCCAAUUUGCCUAGUAAACUGUUGUUACACAUCUGAACUGAAUAUCCUUUUAGUCCAUAUUUGUACUGUGUAAAGUGUUAACAUGUGAUAGAGAAUGUCCCUAAAGGACAUUAUCAUAAAUUGUGCUGUCAAGCAGCUGAGGAUAUUAUUCAUUAUUAUUGAUAUGAUCAGAUAAUUGGCAGAUUGUAUUUGUGAUAACUGUACUUACCUUCUAUUCCACACUGUCCUGUCUGAAGUAAUUUCAUUGCAGCUUGAUGCUACAGGUCAAACUACAUGCCACUGAAGCAUUUGCAAAAAUUCUGCAGUUCUUUUAUCAUGAUGAUGCCAUCAGAUUUCUGUUUCAGUACCAACUUGAGUUUUGUUAGUUGGAGGGAUAACCUUCAAAGUAAAUCGUGGAUCUGAAUUUUUUCUGAAGAUCCUCACAAAGCGACACAGUUCUGCUUUUGCAGUCAGCAGGUGCACAGACUUGAAGCAGUGUGUCACAUGUUCAGAUGUUGUGUCAGAAUGCUAUGGCAUGAUCCAAUUAGAUCUUCACCUCAUUAGGAAAGUCACAGUGAUAGUGACACAGCUGUUUUCUGGAGCAAGCUCAUUGAUUUCUGUGUCACAUUUUCAUCCAUUUUGCUCAUAGAUGGAUAUCCUUAACACUCAGAACCAUUGACAGAUGUUGAACUGAGAAAACCAAUUAGAUGUUUUUAAGUUCUUUUCAUGAUUUCCUCUACAAAAAGAAGUUUUAAGAGCUCAUACAUUUCUGUAGCAGUUUCCCCUUGUUUGAAGCAGAACUUGAUGCACAUGAACUUGCUUGAAAUCUGCCUUUUUCUGGUAAGAUGUAAAUCACAGAAUGCAUGCAGCACAGCAUCACACUAUUGCUAAUGAGUGAUGCAAUCUGUACCUUUUAAAUGAAGGGAAAAUGACUUAGCAGAUUCUGCUCUACUUCCAUCUAACUGGAGGGUUUUUAACUAACUGUAGUAUUAUCAUAUCAUGGCCAGUUGAGAAACUAAGUGGCCACUCCACAAAAAAUUAAGUGUGCUGAAAAUUGUGUGAAUAAUUCAAGUGCCUGCCACUUUUGUCCACAGUAGAAUGUGACACUAUUCAUAUUAAAUGUUGAUUAGCCCUGUCA
Molecule: messenger RNA, 5361 nt
Organism: Cryptotermes secundus
Lineage: Eukaryota; Metazoa; Arthropoda; Insecta; Blattodea; Kalotermitidae
Exons: 7
Coding region: 145-2412 (755 amino acids)
Biological process (GO): nuclear migration along microtubule
Cellular component (GO): nuclear membrane
Molecular function (GO): actin filament binding; lamin binding
Source: RefSeq, a predicted model, not a curated record